Messenger RNA from Drosophila yakuba, 1101 nucleotides. RefSeq lists its product as uncharacterized. The record is from RefSeq and is a predicted model, not a curated record. The coding region runs from base 110 to 514 and encodes 134 amino acids. NCBI's taxonomy places the organism in Eukaryota, Metazoa, Arthropoda, Insecta, Diptera, Drosophilidae. The transcript has a single exon.
UUAGGUUUUAAUUUAUUUUUAAUGUAUUUAGAUAUUUUUGUACGUGUCGCUAGGUCCGUGAGUCAACUAGCAAGGUCGCCAGGCGGCGGCCAACGCACGCACUUGGCGGAUGAACAGGAUCCGCAGGAUUCGCAGGAUGUGCGAGAGGCUGCCACAUAAAUUACACUUUAAUUUUGGAGCAUUUUUGGCCACGGCUUAUAAAUCAACCGAGUUCCAGCAAACGCGCCGACGACGACAGCUGCUUGGUUCUCCGCCGGAUUCUCUCCGGCUUCGGGUGGCUCCGGGUGGCUCCUGGUGGCUCCUGCUCCUGCGGGCUCUUCCUCAUGGUGCUUGUUCCCCCCGCCCUCCCCGCGAUCCCUUCACAGCUGAGGGCCAGGCCAGGCCACUCGCAAUAUUGAAAUUUCAAUUUAAUUACAUAGAACGAGGGCCCGACCUCAGGCCCAUGAGCCCGCAAAAUGAGCUGUCGCUGUGGUUCAAAAAGAGUCAGCCGCACCACCCAAAUACACCACCGUAAAAAACUGGGUGGUGCAGGGUGGUGCAGGGUGGUGGCCUGUUAGAUCUGCUCACUUGAACUGAACUGCUCGGCGGUUUGGCUUAAUUUGUUGAGAUAAUUGUGCCGAAAUUAUAUUAUUAUUAAAUUCGCAUCCGUUAGUCCUCCUUUUUUUUCAUGCUUAUUAUGAAAAUUGGAUUUCAAGUGCUGUGUGUGCGUGUAUUUUGGGUGUGUGGGUGAAUUUCGACCUUAGUCGGGGUUUUCUUUCCGUUACGUAAUUGGAUUUUGUGUGAGAUUUGCCAGAGAAAAAAGCAAGCAAAGGAAACGGAAAAGGCCAAAUGUUAUUAGCUGGGGGUCAGAGGAAUCAGUUCCUGAAAUUUUGAUGGCCAGGCGAAGGGCAGGAGGCGGAAGAUGUACUCGCACUUUAUUCUAAGUCUGCAGACCCAUUGCAAUCCUAUUUGCGACUCAAGUUGCGCAAAGCCAUAGAAUAACUCAAAAGUUCCUCAGCAGCACUUCAGCUGUCCCUCUUUGGGCCAUUUAUAAAUUUCGCACGCUCGGCGAAUCGCGGAUUUGAUGCUAAAAUGGGCGUGGCAGCCGCAACAACACAAUGC